GUGUAAUUCUCACUGCAUUGGCUCUGUGAGUAGAGAAUUACUAAAAGGGCAUAUAUUUGAAGAAGAAGCGAUUUUGUAACUUUGUUGUGAGGAUAACAAAUUUGAAGCUUCGGCUUCGGCUUUUUUGUUGGGUACCUACAUUGGCCCUUUGACGUCUCGAUUUCUUCUUUCCAUUCUUUGGCCAAAAAAAUGUUUGCUUUGGCUUUUACCCAGAUCUGGGUAUUCACUACUUCUAAUGUUCUUCGUCUUCUUUAGCUUUAAUUUGCUUGGAAUUUCACUUUAUUUUCGUUUCCAUUGCUCUGAUAUGUAAGAAAGAUUUGUUUUUCUGGUAUUUGCGUCAAAUCCCAGAUGAAUUCGCCAGCUGCUGCAAGACAUUUCUAGGGUUUUUUCUGUUUCUAGUUUUAGCAACUUCCGUCCUUAGCCGGCAUCUCACUUUCUAAAAUGGGAAAGACUCCCAGUCCUCAUAAAUGGAUCAAGAAUCUUCUGGGGAAGAAGCCAUCGAAGUCAAGUUCCACGAGAGGGAGCCACAAGUUGAAAUCUGCUAAGAAAGAAGAAAUGGUGGCAUCUGUGAAGGAUGAUGUCUCGAACUUACCCAUUGAUCCUCCUGUAGUUUCUGGCACUGUAGUGACUGAGGAAAAACCAAGUGAAGAGUUCGAUAUUUCUUCUGUGAAAGAAGACAAUGUAGGCAAUGAGUUAAACAUUAACCCGGAUUCAGAGACCGGUUCAGGAGAAUUGACGCGUGAACAAGCCGCCAAAACGGUUCAGACUGCUUUCAGAGCUCAUCAGGCUCGUAGGGAAUUUCGAACCCUUAAAGGUACCAUCGGUCUGCAGGCAGUUAUCCGAGGUCGCCUGGUCAGAAGACAAGCUAUUGCUACAUAUUCAUGUAUCUGGGGGAUUGUUAAGUUACAGGCCCUUGUCCGUGGCCAAAAAGCAAGAUCUUCGGAUGACGGACUUCAACUUCGGGAAAGAUUUACGGAAGCCAGAAAGUCUGAAACUUUGCAAGAAAGUGCAUGCAGUUGGAUGGAGAAUGCCUCAAAACUUUCUAUAAUUGACAAGCUUCUGGUUUCGUCACCAACUGCAUUACCUCUGAAACUCCAAUAUGAUCACGAGAACCCUAAUUCGGCCAAGGUUUGGCUUGCACGCUGGACAAGACUGAAAAUUUGGUCACCUGGUUCCCGAUCAAGUAAGAGUUUGAUUUCAAAACCUGUUACAAAGAAGCGGAAUUUCCAGACGAUUGAAACAGAAAAGGGGAGGCCGAAACAAGGCAUCAAGAAGAAACCAUCUGGCCAAAACACUGAAAAUAACUCUGGCCAUUCGACAGCUGAGAAUGAGAAACCGAAACGAAAUGUGAGGAAGGCUUCCACACUUGUUGGUAAAGAGCUUCCACGAAUUGAGAAUGGCAAGGCAAAAGAGAGUUCGAGAAAAAAUACUAUUUCAUCAAUGGAGGGUUCUCCUUUGGAGGUUAAAGAUGAGAAGCCUAAGCCUAGUCUCAAGAAGCCAGAGAGAGACACCCAUAAAUCUGCUGAGAAGAAAAAAGAUAAUGCAGAUCCAGAGCAGAAAGAUCUUGAUGUGGAGGCUUCGGCUUCUUCUGAUGACGUGCCUGUGGAAAAGAAGGGCGAUGUCCCAAAUGCAGUUUCGAAGGAUUCUAAUUUCGAUAAAGAUGAGAAAUCGGAAGGUCUGGGAAAGUCCGAGCAAGAUGAGCUCAAUGCUGUUGUGAGCAAUGACAAAGCUGAAGAUGGCAAUGAUACGGUUGUGGAGUUACGCUCUGAGAAUGGUAAUCUCGGUUCUGAAAACACAAAGGCAAGCGAUAGACGAGCCUCGUUGCCUGCAAAAAUUGAUGACCAAGAUGAUGGGCUUACGCAAAGUGCACGUAAGCUUCCAAGUUACAUGGCGCCGACUGAAUCCGCAAAGGCCAGGGUGAAGGGACAAGGCUCUUCGAGGUUUGCCCAAGAGAGGCGACAUUCUCUGUCUUCUUCCUCAGCCAACGGCAAGCUGAGUUCAAUGACCCCGAGGGCACAUCGACUGCUUUUAGCCUCAGGGAAAGGAUCGAUGAACAGUGACAGAGCUUUUUCGGGUGAUAAGUCCAUCAAAGCCGAGUGGAAAAGGUGAAAGCCUCAACCAAAGAGAAGACAAUCCAAGAGUAAUCUAACCGUCUUACAAUAUCCAACAAGCUUGAAACUUUCGAUUUACAGUGAUUUCUGCGUAUUUGGUGUUCAUCACACUCCUUGAUAUGUCUGUCCAGUUUACUCAGAUGUUUGCCGACAGAAAAGGGUUCAUAUAUUGCCUCUGGAAACAAGCAGUUCAUGUCUAA
Messenger RNA from Tarenaya hassleriana, 2311 nucleotides. RefSeq names its product protein IQ-DOMAIN 31-like. NCBI's taxonomy places the organism in Eukaryota, Viridiplantae, Streptophyta, Magnoliopsida, Brassicales, Cleomaceae. The transcript has 7 exons. Gene Ontology annotation, molecular function: protein binding. Bases 442 to 2109 code for a protein of 555 amino acids. The record is from RefSeq and is a predicted model, not a curated record.